Messenger RNA from Naumovozyma dairenensis CBS 421, 2211 nucleotides. RefSeq names its product bifunctional glycerol-3-phosphate/glycerone-phosphate O-acyltransferase SCT1 (gene SCT1). Bases 1 to 2211 code for a protein of 736 amino acids. Gene Ontology annotation, molecular function: glycerol-3-phosphate O-acyltransferase activity; glycerone-phosphate O-acyltransferase activity. NCBI's taxonomy places the organism in Eukaryota, Fungi, Ascomycota, Saccharomycetes, Saccharomycetales, Saccharomycetaceae. The transcript has a single exon. Gene Ontology annotation, cellular component: endoplasmic reticulum membrane. Gene Ontology annotation, biological process: phospholipid biosynthetic process. The record is from RefSeq and is a predicted model, not a curated record.
AUGGACAAACCACUAGUUUCACGUUCCGAGAAGUCAGCCCCUCCUGCUUCAAAUAUUACAAAUAACAAACCGAAAAAAGAUACUACUACCCAAUCCUCAUCCUUAGAAGAAUAUAAAUAUGAAGAACCAAGUAGAUUCAGGAAAUUUUGUUACGAUACAAUUGUCUUCAUUUUAUCGAACAUUUUCAGUUGUUUCUUUAGGGAAAUAAAAUCUCGUAACGCAUACAAGAUCCCCUCAGAUGGUCCAAUAAUCUUUGUUGCUGCUCCACAUGCAAACCAAUUUGUUGACCCUGUGAUCUUAAUGGAACAGGUUAAAAAAGUGGUUAAUCGUAGAAUCUCCUUCUUAAUUGCGGAAAAAUCUUUGCAUCAACCUGCUAUUGGAUUCUUCGCUAGAUGCGUCAUGGCUAUCGGUGUUGUGAGAGCUCAAGAUAAUUUGAAAUUGGUCCCUAAUGGUGCUAAGAUAUUUAUUAAGGAUCCUAAGGAGAAUCCUCGUAAAAUUACUGGUGUAAAUACACAUUUCUUAACCGCUUUUCAUGCUAAAGGUUUGAUCGGAUUACCUAAAAAUAUGGGGACCGCAGAAAUUUUAUCAAUUGAAAGUGAUACUGAAUUGACUCUAAGAAAAGAAUUUAAAAACUUCGCAAAUAAGCCAGAUCUACAAAAUCUAUUAUUGAAAGGGACUAGCUUUAAAUAUACCGAUAAAGUCAACCAAUCUUCAGUGUAUCAUAAGGUAUUUGAACAUUUAGCAAAUAAUGACUGUAUAGGUAUCUUCCCAGAAGGUGGUUCUCAUGAUAGAACAGAUUUAUUGCCAUUGAAAGCUGGUGUAGCUAUUAUGGCUCUGGGUUGCAUGGAUAAACAUCCUGAUGUUAAUGUUAAAAUCGUACCUUGUGGUAUGAAUUAUUUCCAUGCUCACAAAUUUAGAUCAAGAGGUGUUGUUGAAUUCGGUGAUCCUAUUGACAUACCAAAAGAGUUGGCAGCUAAAUAUAGUAAUUCAGACACUAAUAAAGAAGCGGUUAAAGAAUUAUUGGAUACUAUCAGUGAAGGUCUACGUGCAGUUACUGUUACAUGUUCUGAUUAUGAAACGCUGAUGGUAGUCCAAGCCAUGAGAAGACUAUAUUCUGCACAUUUUGCUUCAAAACUUCCAUUACCAUUGAUUGUGGAGAUGAAUAGGAAAAUGGUAAAAGGUUAUGAAACAUAUAGAGAUGAUCCAGUAGUCAUUAAAUUACGUGAGGAUGUUAUGAAAUAUAACGCAAAUUUAAGUCACUACAAUAUUCCAGAUCAUCAAGUGGAAGAUGCGAAAAUGAGUUUCACUACCAAUUUAGGUUUGUUAGUCUAUAGAGCUAUUUUCUUGACCAUUACUUUCAUUUUAGCAUUACCUGGUAUAAUUAUGUUUUCUCCAGUCUUCAUAUUAGCUAAUAGAAUAUCAAAAAGGAAAGCUAGGGAGGCAUUAGCAGCAUCUUCUGUUAAAAUUAAGGCCAAUGAUGUCAUUGCUACGUGGAAGAUUUUAAUUGGUAUGGGGGCAGCACCAUUACUUUAUAUAUUUUGGUCGGUUUUAAUUAGUUACUAUUUUUCCAAAAGAGGUUCAACAUACGAUAAGAUUUUUCUUUUUGUUUCUACUUAUAUCUGUUGUGUGAUUGUAACAUACUCGGCUCUAAUUGUAGGUGAUCUUGGUAUGGAUAUCCUCAAGUCCUUAAGGCCAUUAUAUUUAUCUUUGACCUCCCCAAAGGCAUUGAAAGAAUUAAGGAAUGAGCGUGAAUUAUUGGCCGCAAGAAUUAUUGAGGUUGUUAAUACAUUCGGUACCGAGUUAUUCCCUGAAUUCCAACCAGAACUAUUACGUGAAGAGUACGGUAGUGAUGAAGAUACUAAAGAGGAUAGAAAGACUGCCGAAUUAAAGAGAAGAAGGUUAUUGAAGAAGAAGAGAGCCAAAAUGGAAAGAAGAAAACAAGAAAACGAAAAUUCUGAUGACAAUAUAGACAAUCAUGGCCAAGAAUCAGAUGGUGUUUCAUUAGUUAAUAGUGAUAACUCAUUAUCAAAUAUACCGAUAUUCUCGACUCCAACAGGCUUUGGGUCGGAAAUAUCUAUAACUCGCUCAGAUUCUUCCGUUUCUGAUUUUGAAAUAGAAGAUGACGUAAUUGGUGGAAAAGGUAAUUUAGCUGCUAAAAUCGCACAAGCGGUCCUGAAUAGCAGAUCACAACAAAAUGAGCAUAUUGAUUGA